AUGGGAAGAACCAAAAAAACUUCCAAUAAGGUCCUAGUCCACCCCAGCGAAGCAAGUCCCAAGAAACGGAGGAAAGGAGCACAGCCUACAGGAAACACGACCUUGCCGGUCAUUGACAAGAUAAAGGAAAGGGCAAAACAGCAGCAUAAGCAUGCAAACAGCACGCGGAAGAAUUAUGGCUCAUACGUCGACCGUGGACAGAAAUGGCUGAAGGUGCAUGCCUCCGCUACUGGCUGUGGAGAUGAAGAAUCACACAAUGAUGAUGCUUACGAGGAUUCAACAUUCAGAGAUGCACUCGAGCAGAUACCUAACCAACAUUCAGAUAAAGCACUCGCACUCUUCAUUUCAUACAAGUGUUUUCAUGAAAACAAUGGCCAAAGUACAUGUGACGGUAUUUAUGCAGCGUUCAAAAAAGCCGGUGAUACAUAUCGUGGAAAAUGGAGUUACAAUGAGACACGGAGACGCUGGGAAGGGAAUCCUGCAUGCUCGGCUGAAGUGCAGGAUGUCAUUAAGUCAGUCCAACACAAGACAAAUAGUGAGGGCGCCGACAGAACUCACUCGAUCGCAAUGUCAAAAGGCUUCAUGGAUAGGAUUCUAAUGUGGGUCCACAAAUGCUGGCCGAGCGAGACCUAUGUGGCUCUCGUCAGAAGGUUGCUUGAAGGGGAUACAACAGCUACCGACAACCUCACCUUGGAGCUGCGCACAUCAAUCACACGCGCUGUGAUGUACCAAGCGUUCAGCACCACUGCCUGGAAUCUAUGGACAAGGUGUUUCGAAUUGAUUAAACUCAAAAAGAAAGACCUUACAAUUGAUCCGUCCGAAACACUGUCGAUCAAGGACUCACAUGCUCGCUUCGAAGUGUUCUUGUCAAAUCGCAAAGGAUGGCAGCGGAAGGUGGAUAAAGGGCUGAAGGAGGCAGACUUGCGCAGUAACCGGUACAAAAUUUAUCCACAGCCAGGCAUGCCUGGCUGUGAUUGUUUCUUCUGGAUGCUGCUGUGGCUCGCCCUUCUUGAGAGGAUUCACUACAAUGGUGAGCUUGGGCCGGAGGACUUUGUCUUCCCCACAAUUGGCUCCAACGGCAUCGUCCAUCGUGGUGAACAUAUCUCGCAUGAUGCCGUGCAGGCUUGGAUCAACGAAGCAACUGCUGGCGCAGGAAUUCCACGAGGUGGAGGUGACAGUUUCACCACACACACCUACCGUUGUGGUGGAGCACAGUGGCGCUGGAUGUUUGCACCUGUUGGUGAGCGCUGGACAUUGGCUAGGGUAAGGUGGUGGGGAUCAUGGGCAGAAAAUGAGAACCAUGAUACACUCAUCCGGUACCUACUCGAUGAGCUCUCGACUUACGAAAAUGACCACAGCGAUGCCCUUUGUCCCACACAGAAUGAGGCUGAUGGCUCCUUGCUUGGCGAGCACCGGCUUGUCAGGCCUGCAUGCUCACAGGAUCUGCAGCUCAUGCAGCGGUUCAUCACAGCUGAUGUCGAAGAUUUGCGAAGUGAUGUCCACUUCCUCACAAACACACUCAUCUCCAGCAGGAAUGGACCGCCCGGCUCUACUCUUGUCCAUGAGCCACCAGUGCAGCACACACUCCAUGGUACCUUCCUUCCUCACGAGUCCCCAACACUCAUCCCACAGCAGAUGAUCCCUGCUCCAAGUCGCACCUUCAAUCCAGUCACAAACAGCACCGGCACCAUGAAUUUCGGCUCUCGUCCACUCCCCGAGAAGGGCCUGGACAUUCCAAACCUUCCCGUGCGGCGUGCUGAUGGGAGCUACGCUCCCAAGAAGGACUCCUGGAGGUACAUCAUCCAGCACUGGACAGAAGCCGAUCCCGUACAUGGCUUGCAUGUGGCCCUCCGAGACUGGCCAGCCGAAUGGCUCAAGGGCAAGAACAAAGCCAUCUUCGGCUCGAAGUACCACCAGCGUGCUCUGAUUGCGCUGGAGUUCCUCGAACAGUACCAAGGAAAUGAGUCGGUGUUCCUUGCUGCAUAUCCAGAGUACAAAGAAGGCCACACGGCCCUGCUCACUGCUGUCAAACGCGCCAAGAAGGACCGUGGAGAGAUCAUCCCACGCAAGUAG
Suillus fuscotomentosus is the source of this 2073-nucleotide messenger RNA. RefSeq lists its product as uncharacterized. Gene Ontology annotation, molecular function: DNA binding. The transcript is spliced from 6 exons. Bases 1 to 2073 code for a protein of 690 amino acids. Gene Ontology annotation, biological process: DNA recombination; DNA integration. The record is from RefSeq and is a predicted model, not a curated record. Lineage: Eukaryota; Fungi; Basidiomycota; Agaricomycetes; Boletales; Suillaceae.